GUUGUACUUCGUUUUCAACGUUACUUUUAUGGAUCAAACGUUCCUAUAUUUUCAUAAUGAUUCUGGUUGAUGUAGAGCAUUCAGUUGGAUUCUCUUAGCAUAAGAUAGGAAAUUUGCGGGCUGCUCCAAGGAAUGAGACAUGGAUUACUUUGUCGGUGUUGAUGUAGGAACUGGAAGUGCUCGAGCUGCUCUGGUGUCUUCAAAGGGAAAGAUAGUGAAACUAGCAACAUGCCCUCUUGAAAUUUUUCAUCCUGCUCCUAACUUUUAUGAGCAAUCAUCUGACAAUAUUUGGAGUGCAGUUUGCCAUGUGGUCAAGUCUGUUGUAGCUGAUAUUUCUGCAGAUAGUGUUAAAGGUAUUGGCUUUGAUGCUACUUGUUCAUUGGUAGCAAUAGAUAAAACAGGAUCACCUGUCACAGUCAGUCCAACAGGUGCAGACAAACAGAAUGUUAUAUUAUGGAUGGACCACAGAGCACACAAGGAAACGGAUUUAAUAAAUGAACUAGAUCAUGAAAUGCUUCAGUAUGUGGGUGGAAAAAUAUCAUUGGAAAUGCAGACUCCCAAAAUGCUGUGGCUCAAAAUGAAUCUCCCUUCAUCCUGGAAUCGUGCAACAUUGCUAUUUGAUCUGCCUGAUUUCUUAACAUGGAAAGCAACAGGUUCUGAAUCAAGAUCUUUAUGCUCUUUAGUAUGUAAGUGGAACUAUAACGCUGGUCCAGACGGUAAUAAUAGAUGGAACGACGAAUUUUUUGAGGAGAUUUGUUUGGAAGAUCUUAAGAAGGAUAACUGGAGAAAGAUAGGUAAUGAUGUGAGGACUCCGGGCGAUCCGGUUAACCAAGGACUGUCGGCAAAGGCUGCAUCUGAAUUGGGACUUCUAAAAGGGACACCUGUGGGUACUUCCCUUAUUGAUGCACAUGCUGGAGGGCUUGGUAUGAUAGGCUGUUCUGUACCUGGUGUGUCUAAUAAUUUGCAGAGGAGAUUAGCAUUAAUUUGUGGUACUUCAACUUGCCAUAUGAUAGUUAAUGAGAAGAAACUUUUUGUCAGUGGUGUUUGGGGACCGUAUUUUAGUGCCAUGGUUCCGGGUUUAUGGUUGAGCGAAGGAGGACAGAGUGCAACUGGAAAACUACUCGAUCACAUAAUUGAUACGCACCCUGCGACACCAGGGAUAUUAAAAAGUUUAAGCGGAAAUAAACACAUACAACAAUAUUUAUCUGAAUUAUUGCAAACAAUGACUGAAGAAAACGGUUUAGAAAAUGUUUCUUAUUUGACGAAAGAUAUUCAUGUAUGGCCUGACUUUCAUGGAAAUCGCUCACCUUUGGCCGAUCCAACUCUCAAAGGAAUGAUAUCGGGCCUCUCUUUGACCGUUGAUCAAGAGAAUCUGGCGUUGUUAUAUUUAGCAACAGUACAAGCACUGACGUAUGGUACAAAGCAUAUUUUGGAAACAUUGGAAGCUGCUGGCCAUAGGAUAGAAACCUUAUUAGUUUGUGGAGGUUUAAGCCAGAAUCCAUUAUUUAUCCAGAUACAAGCGGAUGUAUUACAUUUACCUGUGCUAUGUCCUACUGAAAAGGAAUCAGUAUUGAUAGGUGCUGCAAUCCUCGGAUCUUAUGCAGCUGGGAAAUUCAAUACAAUGUACGACGCUGUCCAAACAAUGGGGGGAACGGCAAACAUUGUUAAACCUAAGAGUGAUUGCUACGACUAUCAUAUGAAGAAAUAUCGAGUUUUUCGAAAAAUGGUAAAAGAUCAAGAAGAGUAUAGAGAAAUUAUGAACGAAAAAUUUCAAACUAUAUAG
Habropoda laboriosa is the source of this 1783-nucleotide messenger RNA. RefSeq names its product FGGY carbohydrate kinase domain-containing protein. Gene Ontology annotation, biological process: carbohydrate metabolic process. The coding region runs from base 140 to 1783 and encodes 547 amino acids. Gene Ontology annotation, molecular function: phosphotransferase activity, alcohol group as acceptor; kinase activity. Lineage: Eukaryota; Metazoa; Arthropoda; Insecta; Hymenoptera; Apidae. The transcript has 11 exons. The record is from RefSeq and is a predicted model, not a curated record.